This is a messenger RNA of Spirodela intermedia, 1257 nucleotides long. NCBI's taxonomy places the organism in Eukaryota, Viridiplantae, Streptophyta, Magnoliopsida, Alismatales, Araceae. The record is from the annotation of a GenBank genome assembly.
AUGGGGAAGAACGACUUCUUGACGCCGAAGGCGAUCGCGAACCGGAUCAAGGCGAAGGGAUUGCAGAAGCUGCGAUGGUACUGCCAGAUGUGCCAGAAGCAGUGCCGGGACGAGAAUGGCUUCAAGUGUCACUGCAUGAGCGAGAGCCACCAGCGCCAGAUGCAGGUCUUCGGCCAGAAUCCCACCCGAAUCGUCGACGGCUACUCGGAGGAGUUCGAGACCUCUUUCAUCGACCACGUCCGCCGUGCCCACCGCUUCUCUCGCGUUGCCGCCACCGUUGUCUAUAACGAGUACAUCGCCGAUCGCCACCACGUCCACAUGAACUCCACCCGAUGGGCCACCCUCACUGAAUUCGUCAAGCACCUCGGCCGUAUCGGCAAGUGCAAGGUUGAGGAGACUCCCAAGGGCUGGUUCAUGACCUACAUAGACCGGGACUCCGAGACUAUCUUCAAGGAUCGGCUCAAGAACAAGCGUCUCACUGCUGAUCUUGUUGAGGAAGAGAAGCAGGAACGCCUCAUCGCGCGCCAGAUUGAGCGAGCCAUGUCCGCCCAGCAGCAGUCCUCUGGAACGGUCGCGUCUCCCGCGCCGUCCUCGGAUUCUCCAGCCUUUCAGUUGCAGGAUAACCCAGAAGGUUCUUCAACCUCUGCGGCUGCUUCCGGAAAGGUCGCAUUUUCCCUUGCUGGAACGUCAGCGAAGCCAGCCACCGGCAGUAGCGUGCCUGCAACUCCGGUUCUGGCAGAUGACUCUAAGCUGCAAUUCGGGGACAAGCUGGAUAAAUUGGAUGGGGAGAAGAUCAGCAAGCGAGCAAAGACGAGCGGUGGAAACAGCAACGGUGUAUCAUCCGCACUGGACCAGUUGAUGAAGGAGGAAGAGAAGGCAAAGGAAAGGAGCAACAGGAAGGACUACUGGCUCUGUGAGGGCAUCGUGGUGAAGGUGAUGAGCAGAGCCCUCGCAGAUAAGGGGUACUACAAGCAGAAGGGUGUGGUAGUCAAGGUGAUAGAUAAAUACGUGGGUGAGAUCGAGAUGCUGGAGAAGAAGCACAUCCUGAGGAUUGACCAGGAAGAACUGGAAACAGUGAUACCGCAGAUAGGAGGGCUGGUCAGGAUCGUCAACGGGGCCUACAGAGGAUCUAAUGCGAAGUUGCUGUCGGUGAAUACAGAUAAAUUUUGUGCAAAAGUCCAGAUUGAAAAGGGGAUAUACGAUGGCAGGGUCCUGUCUGCCGUUGACUAUGAAGACAUUUGCAAGAUUUCUCAGUGA